UUUUGAGAUGUAUAGCUAUAGGUUUAAGUGAUCAUAUAUAUGUAUAGUUCAAUUGUAUGAUAUAUAUCUUCAUUCUACCCUAAAUAGAUUAACCUUGUCUUAUAUUAUUCCGAAACACUAGAUUUAAUAUAUAAUGGGUAAAAAAGGAAAAGCAGAAGGUGGUAAUUUAGGCAAAGCUUUGAUCAGAGAUCGUUUCGGUUCUUCGAGAAAUAGAAAAAAUGUUGGCUCGUCUAUGCUUCAUACGGCUGAAAUAAACGAUGGAUACGACUGGGGACGUCUUAAUCUUCAAUCUGUUACCGAAGAAAAUUCUUUUCAAGAGUUUCUUUCUACCGCGGAAUUAGCGGGGACUGAAUUCUAUGCCGAAAAGUUGAAUAUUAAGUUCGUUAAUCCAAAGAGCGGUAUAGGAUUACUUUCGAAAGAUGAAAAAGAACAGGUAUUGGAGUCGCAAAGAAAAAAUAAAGUAUUCUUGAAAAUACCCAGAAGACCAAAAUGGGAUAGUACCACAACUGCCCAGGAACUGCAAAGUAAAGAAAGAGAAGAAUUCCUGGAAUGGAGACGUUCACUUUCUAUGUUACAAGAAGUAGAAGGAUUGAUGUUAACUCCUUAUGAAAAAAAUUUGGAAUUUUGGAGGCAGCUAUGGAGGGUUGUAGAACGCAGUGAUGUUAUUGUGCAAAUUGUUGAUGCAAGGAAUCCUUUGCUCUUUCGUUGUGAGGAUUUGGAAGAGUAUGUCAAGGAAGUAGAUCCAAAGAAAAUGAAUAUGAUACUGAUUAAUAAAGCAGAUUUCCUAACAGAGGAGCAAAGACAAGGGUGGGCAAAAUAUUUUUCAGAUAUUAAUGUCCAAGUUGCAUUCUUUUCUGCCACAUUGGCAUCUGAAGAACAGAAGGCUAAAAACAUAAUAGAGGAGGAAGGUUCUGAAGAUGAACUAGAUAGUGAAGUAGAAAGUGAAGGGAAUGAGAAUGAUCACAGUGAUGAAUCCUUAUAUAAUUCAGAAUUUGCUUCAGAAAGUGAAUAUGAAAGUGCAGAUGAUGGUAGUAAUAGCACUAAUCCAGAGAACACAGAUAACAUUUCUAAAUUAGAAGUUGAAGAACAAGUCUGUCCUGAAGGCAAUGAAUGUAAUUUACCUGCACCAGAAACUAUCAUUGAAAAAGUAGAUGAACAAAAUAAGAAAGAAGACAACACAAAAGUGCAAAAUUCAUCAGAGUUAUUAGGCAGAGAUCAAUUAGUAUCAUUUUUCAAAACAAUUUACAAAGGUGAAACAUAUACAAAAGGUGUUUCAACAAUUGGUUUAGUAGGAUAUCCAAAUGUUGGUAAAAGUUCCACAAUUAAUGCUUUAUUAAUGGACAAAAAAGUAUCAGUCUCAGCAACACCAGGAAAGACAAAGCAUUUCCAGACACUGUUCUUGGAUAAGGAUUUACUUUUAUGCGAUUGUCCUGGAUUAGUAAUGCCUAGUUUUAUUUCUACAAAAGCAGAAAUGAUUUUAAAUGGCAUAUUACCUAUUGAUCAAAUGAAAGACCAUGUACCACCAGUCACCUUACUCGGUACUUUAAUACCGCGUCAUAUUUUAGAAGAUCUUUAUGGUAUCAUGAUACCUCUACCGUUAGAAGGCGAAGAUCCUGAUCGUCCCCCAACUGCAGAAGAAAUUUUAAACGCCUACGGAUAUAAUAGAGGUUUCAUGACACAAAAUGGACAACCGGACAAUCCACGUUCGAGUCGAUACCUUUUAAAAGAUUUUGUAAACGGUAAACUACUGUAUUGUGUCGCACCGCCAACGGUAGAGCAAGAAAAAUUCCAUACAUUCCCUCCACGAAAAAGAAUUCAUUCUACGAACAAACACGUACCGAUUAAGACAAUAAGCGCAAAUAAGGGAAGUAAAGUCACUUCCGAAGAUGUGGAUAAAGUAUUUUUCCAAAACAAUAAUUCUGCCGCGCAUGUAAAGGGAGUAAUGGGAAAGAUGCACGGUAUAUGCCGUUAUGAUUCUAAGGAUACAGUAUCAAUGAUUGGUUCGACAAAGAGUUUAACACUUGAAGAGAAACCAUGGAAAAAGAUCAAUAAACAUGCAAAUAAAAAGAAACGUGAAAAAACAAGAAGAUUGUAUGCUCAUCUCGAUCGACAUUGAUUCAUGAAUAUUAGUACUAUGCGUCAUUUAAAUUGUGUGAAUCGAAGGCCUUUUCGCUAUAUAACAGCGGAUCAUAUUUUGUAAUAUACAAAUCUCCGAAUUUAAAAGUGCUCCAGAGAUUCAUAUCAAUUCUAUGUACCAGAAAUACAUUCUAACAAUAAAAUACACACACAUAUAAGGAUCACUUAUACGCGCAUAUAUUAUAAAAUUAAAAUCUUUCAUCAUUUA
Osmia bicornis bicornis is the source of this 2344-nucleotide messenger RNA. RefSeq names its product large subunit GTPase 1 homolog (gene Ns3). Bases 134 to 2116 code for a protein of 660 amino acids. The transcript is spliced from 5 exons. Gene Ontology annotation, molecular function: GTPase activity; GTP binding. Lineage: Eukaryota; Metazoa; Arthropoda; Insecta; Hymenoptera; Megachilidae. The record is from RefSeq and is a predicted model, not a curated record. Gene Ontology annotation, biological process: ribosomal subunit export from nucleus. Gene Ontology annotation, cellular component: cytosol.